This is a messenger RNA of Grus americana (Whooping crane), 5567 nucleotides long. RefSeq names its product G protein-coupled receptor kinase 7 (gene GRK7). Gene Ontology annotation, molecular function: ATP binding; rhodopsin kinase activity. Gene Ontology annotation, cellular component: cytoplasm. Gene Ontology annotation, biological process: protein phosphorylation; signal transduction; regulation of signal transduction. Bases 3233 to 4888 code for a protein of 551 amino acids. The transcript has 4 exons. Lineage: Eukaryota; Metazoa; Chordata; Aves; Gruiformes; Gruidae. The record is from RefSeq and is a predicted model, not a curated record.
AUCUUUGUGUCAUCAAACAUACAUGCAGUUGUGUUUUUGUUCAAUGCUUGUAAUCUUGUUUUUAAAAUGUUUUGAAUUUUUUAAAUAUAGGUUUUGUCUCAUUACACACUGAGAACAAAAAAAACCACCACUCUAACAGUGACAUAGAGGAUAUCUCAUCGGUUGUUUUUAUCCCAGAUGAUGUAGGUCUUAAAAUUGAAAACAAAUAUAAAAUAGGUUAACAGUAGUAAUGAGGUGCCUAUAGCAUUUAUGCUGUUGUGGAGUAUUUCGUCUUAGCUUUUCUGUUUGUGUAAAAGGAUUCUUCCUAAAAUGAUUGCAAAACAAAGUCCGGUUGGAUAUGGAAAUGAUUUUUAGCUGUAGAAGUUAAACUUCAUCUUACCUACCAUCUAUUUUCUCUGCCAGAAUUUGGUUGCAGGCUCCAUCCUCUAGCCUCUUUUAAUUCCAUAAGUCCCAUCAGAGAACAACUUCUUUCAUUUUGCUUUGGUUUAUAGGUGAAUGUGGGAAGUACCAAAGUAAUUUCCACCUUGCUUUCAGUUCAUGUGACUAAGUAGCUGAGAAUUAUAAUUGUAGAAAAGUUUUGCAAAGUGCUGGUUCAAACAGGUGUUAACACAAAUGAGGUAUUAGGAAAGAUAAUGUUGAAAUCAAGCAGCUAAUAUUUGUGUAUAUCUAUUUGUGUAUUAUAAGUAUCUUGUUGACCUGUAAUUAGAGGUUCACCUAGAAUGUAAGAUACUGAAUUUUUAAGUCCUGCAUAUUUUUUCUAUGAUGUAGAGAAGAUUAGCUUAAGUCCCAGUCUUUCUAUGAGCUUUGCACCAGAGAAAUUUUCUUCUGUUCCAAAUCAUACUCUGAUAUUCUAUUGGCAUAGUUCUUAAUAAGUACCCAUUUUUAGUUCUGAAUUUGUUCACCUCUUGUACAUGCAAAAUAAACCAGGUUUGCUUCUCACCCAAACGUACUGUUUUAUGAAUGGGUAACACUGACUUAAAUAGCCAUUUUCAACUAAUAGAUUAAUGCUGAUCUACUUUUCUCACUGUUUAAUAAAAGCUGGGCAGAUGUGGAUAAUCCAGCAAAUCUAGCUAGAGUCUUCUCUUACAAGUGACUGGAGUAAUGAACAUGUGUCCAAAGAUCAUAUUGUUUCACUUUGCCUUUUAUGAAGUUAUGUUCUUUUAGAGAAAGUUUAUGUUCCGUAGAAAUUGGGAAAGAUUCUGAUUAUCAGAGCAGAGUGAUUUUUGGAGCUGUGAAUGUGUCUGUCUUCUGCAGAUACCAUAAACAUGAGGUAUUUUCUUGAUUUGCUUAGACAGGAAUAUAUCAAUAGCUGGUGUAAGCUUGAGUUCACAUUUAGGUCCCCAACUACCAGCCAUUCGUACUGCUACUCUACGUUUGGGCUGUGAUGGCAUUCUUGCUAAAUGUAAAAAAGACGCUGCCGAAUUGUAGGAUCUGAAAUGAAAGCUUUUAUUACCUCCUUUCUUGCUUUUCUGUACCCAAGAUAUUAUAGCAAAAUGGUGCUGUGGGCACCAUUUUCAGGAAAGCCACCAGCAGAAUUCCACAUUUCUUCUUUUGCCUUUUUUCAGUUUUGCUUACGCUGCUGGCUGCGUUAUUUAGCCCUUUAUGUAACCUUCUCCUGCCCUGUGCUUGCAUUCACCUGCAGAAUUAGUGAUUGCUGUACGAGCAAGACUUUCAAAUACUCUGCUUUAGAGUACACCAUGUUCUCAUGCACACGUAGCAGUUUGCGAUGGAUGGCCCCCUCAAUCACUGCUAGAAAAUCACUCACACCUCUAAUGUAAUUUUGUAGAGCAUAAGCAUGAGUUAUAUGUCAUAUGGAUUCAAUGCAGACAGGAUUAAGCAUGUGAAAACAAAAUACUACAUAGUAGUAAAGUGACAAAAAGCAGCCAAGAAGGGCUCAGCACUUAUUGUAGGGAGCCUGAGAGAUGUCUGUUGUUACUCCUAAUGUUUAGUGUUUGUGAUUCAGCUCUUCAACUUGCUCUAAGAGCGAAAAAAAGAAAAAAGGAAACUUGACCUUGACCUCAAGAGUACAGCUCGACCCCAUUGCUACUGGAAGAAUCAUGGAACUGCUUUUCCCGUUCCCAUAAUACCUUCCACAUGAUCCCACAGCAAUAGGGGGCUUAGCCUAGUAAGUGCCACACAUAAUUUUUAUUCUUUUAGGAAAAAAAUGGGGCACAGACUUCCUGGUAGGCAGGCAGUGAGUGAAGUCGGGUGGAAUUUGCCUUCACUUGGUUAUAAUCAGCUUUGUCCCUUUGUUGAUGCCACCUCAGCCAUAUGCUGUUGCCAUCUUCUCAUCCUGCCACUUAUUGUCAUUAAGCUCAGCAGGAAAAAUAAACCGAGGCUACAAUAACAUAUGGAAGUGUCUUGGCAAGAUUUGGCUGGUUGUUUGAAGUGUUUUUCCUUUUCCUGUGGUUAGGAGAUGAAGUCAGAACUAUAUGUUGGUUUGUAUAUAGGGAACAUUAUUUUUAGACUAGCAGCAGGUCUUAGCCUCUGCACAUAAUCCUCUCAGACAGAGCCACAUGAGGCAUCAGGGUUUGCAUGAAGUGUCUGUGGAACUCAGAGUCAUUGCUGUUGAGUAUAACUUGAGUUUUGGAAGUGUGGACGCUCAAAGCACUGAAUUGUGUGAUAGUGUAAAGCUCAAUGACUCAUGUUCAUCUGUGUCAACUGUUUCAGGCAUGGCAGGUUUGUGAUAAAUGCUUUUUAUAAAACCAGAUCUCUACUUAUUUAAUUCUUAGCGCAUUGGUGCUCUGUGUCAAGCGAGGGAGAUACGAGGCUGUGCUAUUAAUUGUGGCCGGAGUGCCACUGAGUUUGGAGUGUGCAUGUAUUGCAAACAGGAAUUUCUGCAUGUUCUCAGCAGCCAGGGACAGUGCAUGUAGAGGGAAUCUUGGUACAUUUAAAGGUUAGCAGGGCCCAUUCUGAAAAACACCAGCUGAACUGUGUGUGUUUGGUGCUGCCAGUGAGAAGGUUUGCCUAGGAUGUCAUCCCUCAGCUAUACAUAGCAAACUCAAAGCUCCUUACAGAGAAACCUCUUACCAGUCACUUUCCACAAAUGGUGCAUAUACCUAAAGGUACUUAGUGAAAAUCCUUGAGAGGUAUUUAAUGCAAAAGCAGUUAGUCUCUCUGGUGUUUUUCAGAAGCCCACACACACCACUAGCAGGGAGAAGUGCAGGGCAGCUACUGUACAGCAUCUGGACCAGUUACUCGUUGUGUCUCAACCAGGCUCUGCCACGCCAAGAUGUGUGACAUGGGGGGGCUUGACAACCUGAUUGCCAACACAGCCUAUCUACAGGCAAGGAAGAGUGGAGAUGGAGACACCAAGGAGAUGCAAAAGAGACGUAAGAGCCUCUCAUUGCCCAAGAUUGAUCAAUGCAGAGAGGUUAGAGAGUCUGUUGUCGCUGAUUAUGACAGCAUCUGUGAGCAGCAGCCCAUUGGCAAGAAAUUCUUCAGAGACUUCUUAGAGACAGUGCCAGAACAUUUGGUAGCUAGGGACUUCCUGGAUGAGGUGUCAAACUGGGAGUUGGCAGAGGACAAUGUCAAGAGCAGUACCAUGGAGAAUAUGAUCAGAAAUUUUCUUAAGGCAGGCUCCAAAAACUAUCUGGCUUUCAUGAGCUCUGACUUGGCCAGCAAAUGCCAGGAAGCUACUGCAAAAGACUAUGAGAAUGUCAUGCAGCUGGCCAAGGAGGAAACCAAACUCUUCCUUAAAGGCAAGCCCUUCCAGGACUUCCAGACCAGCCCUUUCUAUGACAAAUUCCUCCAAUGGAAAGUUUUUGAGAAGCAGCCGGUAACUGAGAAAUACUUCUAUGAGUUCCGAGUGCUGGGGAAAGGUGGCUUCGGAGAGGUUUGUGCCAUCCAGGUGAAAAAUACUGGCAAGAUGUAUGCCUGCAAGAAACUGGAUAAGAAAAGGUUGAAAAAGAAAGGUGGAGAGAAGAUGGCACUACUGGAGAAAGAGAUCCUGGAGAAGGUCAACAGCCCUUUCAUAGUCACGCUAGCUUAUGCCUAUGAGAGCAAAAGCCAUCUGUGUCUUGUCAUGAGCCUCAUGAAUGGAGGGGAUCUGAAGUAUCACAUCUACAAUGUGGGAGAAAGGGGUUUGGAAAUGAACAGGGUCAUCUAUUACUCAGCUCAGAUCACCUGUGGGAUUCUGCAUCUCCAUUCCAUCAAGAUUGUGUACCGGGACAUGAAACCAGAAAAUGUCCUACUGGAUGAUAACGGUAAUUGCAGACUGUCUGAUCUUGGAUUGGCAGUGCAAGUCAAAGAGGGAAAGAGCAUCACGCAGAGGGCUGGGACAAAUGGUUAUAUGGCUCCAGAAAUCCUGAACGAAGAAAAUUACAGCUAUCCUGUGGACUGGUUUGCUAUGGGGUGCAGUAUUUAUGAGAUGGUUGCUGGGCGAACACCAUUCAAGGAUUUCAAAGAAAAGGUCGGUAAGGAUGAGGUUAAAAGAAGAACUCUGGAAGAUGAGGUGAAAUUUGAACAUGCCAACUUUACAGAGGAAGUGAAAGAUAUUUGCCGACUGUUUUUGGCUAAGAAAACAGAGAAUCGUUUAGGAAGCAGAAAUGAAGAUGAUGACCCAAGAAAACAUAAUUUCUUCAAAGCAAUAAAUUUCCACAGGCUAGAGGCAAACCUUAUUGACCCUCCAUUUGUGCCAGACCCAUCAGUUGUCUAUGCCAAAGAUAUUGCAGACAUUGCUGACUUCUCUGAAAUACGAGGAAUUGAGUUUGAUGACAAAGAUAAGAAGUUCUUCAAAAAGUUUGCAACAGGUGCUGUCCCUAUACCCUGGCAGGAAGAAAUUAUUGAAACAGGACUGUUUGAAGAACUGAAUGAUCCUAACAGAGUAGAUUCCGGGGGAUACGCAAAUGGAGGUGAAGCUAAGUCAGGUGUUUGUUUGUUGUUGUAAAUAUUACAUCAUUAACAAAAAGAAUAGAAACCACCUCAGAACUUUCCAUAUUCUGACACUGUUUCAGAAACUCAGUGCAUCUGUUUAAGAAGAACAAAUCAGUGUAAUAUGACAUUGACAGGCUAUGUAGUACCACCAGCUGUAUAGACUGUAUUAUUUUCCUUUGUUCUAGCAAAGGAGAUCAUAUUUUUGUUUUAUUGGAGGUUUAUCAAGAUGAAGAACCAUAUUUCUCUAAGAAACUUAGAAUGAUAGAAAUGCUAAAAUACAAAAAACAAUAAUAGAGUGAAGAGGCAACGCCUUUUGAAAAUGACUAUUAUUUUGAAUACAAUAAUUUGUUGGUUUUCUUUCUAUUUUCUUGUUAUUUCUACUAACAUUUCCUCUUUGUUCUACAGUUUUCAGGAAAGAUUUUUUAAUUUUCAAGUAAUAUUCUCAGUUAGACAAUGGAGCUCAUAUACCAUGUCAAACUGGGAAUCUUAUUGGUUAGCCAGUCUGUCUGUUUUCUUAAUUUCUGUUAGUUUUUGGAUGGUUUGAUUGUAGCAUGUUCAAAUUGUCAUAAAAUGUAAAAGGCUCUACAGAUCACUAGGAAAUAGGACCGACAGGAUCAAACUCUUUUCAAAGUUCAUUUUAACAAAGAUAAGAUUGCAUCAAUUUAAUUGAAUAAAGCAUUUAUAUAUUAUUA